UAUAGCUAUCCAAAAUUCCAGUCUUUAUAUUUCGUAUUUACUUUAAAUAAGUAUUUCGUGACAAUGAUCUCCUAAUCUACGAUAGUCAAACUAGAGGAGUUAUUACUGCCACAAUAUAAAAACAGAAAUUUUAUUACACAGAACAACUUUAUUUUAAUAAUUUUUGUUUCGUGUUACAAAGAGUAAGAAAAUCAACCGAAAAAUGGCAAAUCUGCCACAAUCUCUCUCUUUGAACGCAGCAGCUUACGGCCCAACUCUCGGUGCUACUUCGCCGGCGAAUUCACAAUCCAACCCAAACGACCGUAAAAUGCAAUCGGCGGAACUUCUCGUCCUCGACCUCAGCAAUCCUGACCGCCGUGAAAACGCGCUUCUCGAACUUUCCAAGAAAAGAGAAUUGUUUCAGGAUUUGGCUCCUUUGCUGUGGAAUUCUUUUGGAACUAUUGCUGCACUUUUACAGGAGAUUGUGUCAAUAUACCAGGUGCUGUCACCACCUACCCUAAAUCCAGGACAAUCAAACCGUGUCUGCAAUGCUCUUGCUUUAUUGCAGUGUGUAGCAUCUCACCCUGAUACUCGGAUGCUAUUUUUAAAUGCACAUAUCCCGUUAUAUCUAUAUCCAUUCCUCAACACAACAAGCAAAUCCAGGCCUUUUGAGUACUUGCGGCUAACUAGCUUGGGUGUCAUUGGUGCUCUGGUUAAGGUUGAUGACACAGAAGUCAUUAGUUUCCUUCUCUCAACAGAAAUAAUUCCAUUGUGUCUUCGUACCAUGGAAAUGGGUAGUGAAUUGUCAAAAACAGUUGCUACAUUUAUAGUCCAAAAGAUUCUUCUGGAUGAUGUAGGCCUGGAUUACAUAUGUACAACAGCGGAGCGCUUUUUUGCAGUUGGAAGAGUUCUAGCCAACAUGGUUGCGGCAUUGGCUGAGCAGCCUUCUUCACGGCUUCUGAAACAUAUUAUUAGAUGUUACCUUAGACUUUCAGAUAAUCCUAGAGCAUGUGAUGCUUUGCGAAGCUGUCUGCCAGAUAUGUUGAGGGAUGCCACCUUUGCUAGUUGCCUUCGUGAAGAUCCAACUACAAGAAAGUGGCUUCAACAGCUGCUUCUCAAUGUUGGAGGACCUCGAGUUGCAUUUCAACCUGGAACUGGAUUUGAACAUAUGAUGGUGAACUAAGUUAUACAUAUUACAAGCUUCCUGUCCUGUAUACCAAGUGAUUGCUUCCGACCUCCUAUGUAUUGUCAAUUCAAUUUAAACAUAUCAUUAGAAGCUUUACAUUGUAUGCUUGUAGACAGAAAUGGAAAAGGCGGUGAAUAGGCCGAAUAGAAUUUCUCUUUUAGCUGAAUGUCAAACAUAAUUAGCAUAGACAUAAUUAGUGUUUCCUUCAUCGUAUUUUUUUCUUUAUUUAGUACUGUUAACUAUCAUCUUUUUUUUUUUUUUUUUUUUUUUGAGGGAGUUAACUAUCAUCUUUUUGUACAUAAACGAAAUUGUUUUUGAGUUUUCAGUUAAUUGCUGUUUUGAUCGUGA
Chenopodium quinoa (quinoa) is the source of this 1513-nucleotide messenger RNA. RefSeq names its product CCR4-NOT transcription complex subunit 9-like. Gene Ontology annotation, cellular component: P-body; CCR4-NOT complex; CCR4-NOT core complex. The record is from RefSeq and is a predicted model, not a curated record. Gene Ontology annotation, biological process: mRNA catabolic process; negative regulation of translation. NCBI's taxonomy places the organism in Eukaryota, Viridiplantae, Streptophyta, Magnoliopsida, Caryophyllales, Amaranthaceae. The coding region runs from base 203 to 1162 and encodes 319 amino acids. The transcript has 9 exons.